CGCGGGGCCAGGCUGGGCCCCUAGGCUGAGGCCCGCGCAGGCAGGCCCCGCCCCGGCCUCGCACAUCUGGGCUGGAGCAGGGGCCGACCCGGCGUCGCAGAGGCGCGGCCAUCCGGCCUGGGGGAGGGGGCGGCGGGCGCGGGGCCCAGCCGAGCCGGGGGCCGCGGGCCGGGCGCACGUCUAGGGCUGCGGCCUCAGUAGGCACCGCCGCGGGCUACUGGCCCGCGAUCCAGGCGGUUGGACAGGGUCGAGCUGUCGGGAGGGCGGAGUUACAGGGCCUGCAAGGAUGCUGGCUGUCCCGGAGAUGGGGCUACAGGGGCUGUACAUCGGUUCCAGCCCAGAGCGGUCCCAAGUGCCCAGCCCACCCGGCUCUCCAAGGAUCCAGGAAAGCUGUGGCAUUGCCCCCCUCACACCCUCACAGUCUCCUAAGCCUGAGGCCCGAGCCCCCCAGCAGGCUUCCUUCUCUGUAGUGGUGGCCAUUGACUUUGGCACAACAUCCAGUGGCUAUGCCUUCAGCUUUGCCAGUGACCCUGAGACCAUCCACAUGAUGCGGAAAUGGGAGGGCGGAGACCCGGGCGUUGCUCAUCAGAAGACUCCAACCUGUCUGUUGCUGACCCCGGAGGGCGCCUUUCACAGCUUUGGCUACACCGCCCGCGAUUACUACCACGACCUGGACCCCGAGGAGGCGCGGGACUGGCUCUACUUCGAGAAAUUCAAGAUGAAGAUCCACAGCGCCACUGAUCUCACACUGAAGACUCAGCUAGAGGCAGUAAAUGGAAAGAAGAUGCCGGCCCUGGAGGUGUUCGCCCAUGCCUUGCGCUUCUUCAAGGAGCAUGCUCUUCAGGAACUGAGAGAGCAGUGUCCAUCACUGCCAGAGAAGGACACUGUGCGCUGGGUAUUGACGGUGCCUGCCAUCUGGAAACAGCCUGCCAAGCAGUUCAUGCGGGAGGCUGCCUACCUGGCUGGACUGGUGUCUCGAGAGAAUGCAGAACAACUACUCAUCGCCUUGGAGCCUGAGGCCGCAUCUGUGUACUGUCGCAAGCUGCGUCUGCACCAGCUCAUGGACCUGAGCAGUCGGGCCCCAGGUGGUGGGCGCCUGGGUGAACGCCGUUCCAUCGACUCCAGCUUCCGGCAGGCCCGAGAGCAGCUGCGAAGAUCCCGCCACAGCCGCACGUUCCUGGUGGAGUCUGGUGUAGGAGAGCUGUGGGCAGAGAUGCAAGCAGGAGACCGCUACAUGGUGGCAGACUGCGGCGGAGGUACCGUGGACCUGACCGUGCACCAGCUGGAGCAGCCUCACGGCACCCUCAAGGAGCUAUACAAGGCGUCGGGCGGCCCGUACGGCGCGGUGGGCGUGGACCUGGCCUUCGAACAGCUGCUGUGCCGCAUAUUCGGCGAGGACUUCAUCGCCACCUUCAAAAGGCAACGGCCGGCAGCCUGGGUGGAUCUGACCAUUGCCUUCGAGGCUCGCAAACGCACUGCCGGCCCGCACCGUGCAGGGGCGCUCAACAUCUCGCUACCUUUUUCCUUCAUCGACUUCUACCGCAGGCAGCGAGGCCACAACGUGGAGACUGCCCUGCGCCGGAGCAGCGUGAACUUCGUGAAGUGGUCCUCACAAGGGAUGCUCAGAAUGUCGUGUGAGGCCAUGAACGAGCUCUUUCAGCCCACCGUCAAUGCCAUCAUCCAGCACAUAGAGGCAUUGCUAGCGCGGCCCGAGGUGCAGGGCAUGAAGCUGCUGUUCCUGGUGGGCGGCUUCGCCGAGUCAGCUGUGCUACAGAACGCGGUGCAGACAGCGCUGGGUGCCCGCGGCCUGCGAGUAGUGGUCCCACACGACGUGGGCCUCACCAUCCUCAAGGGCGCUGUGCUCUUCGGCCAGGCGCCGGGUGUGGUGCGAGUGCGCCGCUCGCCUCUCACCUAUGGCGUAGGCGUGCUCAACCGCUUUGUGGCUGGGCGCCACCCGCCAGAGAAGCUGCUGGUGCGUGAUGGCCGUCGCUGGUGCACCGACGUCUUCGAGCGCUUCGUGGCCGCGGAGCAGUCGGUGGCCCUGGGCGAGGAGGUGCGGCGCAGCUACUGCCCCGCGCGCCCGGGCCAGCGGCGCGUGCUCAUCAAUCUAUACUGCUGCGCCGCCGAGGACGCGCGCUUCAUCACCGACCCGGGCGUGCGCAAGUGCGGCGCGCUCAGCCUGGAGCUAGAGUCCGCCGACAGCGGCCCAGACACCGCCGGCGCGCCCCCUAGCCGCCGCGAAAUCCGCACUGCCAUGCAGUUCGGCGACACCGAGAUUAAGGUCACCGCCGUCGACGUCAGCACCAAUCGCUCUGUGCGUGCAGCCAUCGACUUUCUUUCCAACUGAGGGCGCGUUGGCGCUGUACCAGCCCCCUCAGUCCCCGCCCCCUUUCUGUCCCAGUGUCUGGGGGCGGGGCGGAGGAACCGCGAGUUCGGAUAUCGUCGUCUCUUUCCCCGCCUCCAGCCCGCGGAGAUGAGGUCAUAGGAGGGUGGAUGCGGACACAACCAGACUCUGGCUUUUGGGCCCAGUCCGCUGACUGGAAGGCUGAAAGGACCUAUCACGCACCGAGUGGGUAUGGGGUACUUAGAAGAGGCUUGCAACACCAUGCGCCCAGCCUGGCCGGGGGGUUGCGACUCCGAAGGCAAAAUACAACGGAAGACCAAAUUGGCCUAAAAUUGGGAGCCCUUACUUUAAUGUGUCAGAGUGGGAAUGGAGGGAGGAGGGAUGGAGGCAGUGGGCAGGGAGAGGCUAACGAGGCAGGCAGCAGGGAAGCUGUGCAGGACCUGGUCCUGAUGGGCUGGAGCUCACCACAAAAUGGGGUCAGCCCCAACAGGGAGGUGGGCAAAGCAACCCUGUGCAUCAGGGAAAUGACUGGAAAUGGUAACUAGAGGGACAGGUGUAGUAGCACCUUCCUGAGCGUGGCACUGACCACACAAAUGUGACUGUUUAUUAUAUAAAGGGCAGUAGCUAGCAAAUGGGAAGGAGGGUACAUUAUUGCAGGGAAGGGGGUUAGGGGAUAUGGGAGUGGCAUGUUGGAGUUCCAGACAAAACAGAACAAUCUGGGAAGGCCCCAGGGGCAACUGAUAAAUGACCCACCUGCACACACCCCCAGCCAUGGAAGGGCAGCUGAAAGGCGGAUAAGGAGAACACAGGGAGCAUCCAGGGCUGGUCCCAGCAAUACCAUUAACUCAGUGCCAGGACAUUCUGACAUGGGUCUUGGUUUCAAGUGUGAAAUGUCAGACACCUUUCUCCAACCAUGAUAUGCAACAGUCCCACCUGCCUGAGAACCCGAAGGUGACAAUAAAGCAUUUAGGCUCAAGGGGAAGCCACAGCCCACUGAGUGGGGACCCUAAAAGUGGGAGUAGCACAAGGGCCCGGACUGCUAGAGAAGGGAGUACGGUUUCAGCUGUGCAUAAGGCAGGGGACCGGCCAGAAGGGGGGUGCUGCUGUCUCCCUGUCAAGCAUCCCAAACAGCAUUACCACCUCCUUAAGACCUCUGUCUGGGCUGGGCAAGAAGCCCUCCCCAUCCCAAUGAAUUGUCUUGGCAACUGGUCCCUGGA
Messenger RNA from Nycticebus coucang (slow loris), 3561 nucleotides. RefSeq names its product heat shock protein family A (Hsp70) member 12B (gene HSPA12B). The coding region runs from base 287 to 2347 and encodes 686 amino acids. Lineage: Eukaryota; Metazoa; Chordata; Mammalia; Primates; Lorisidae. The record is from RefSeq and is a predicted model, not a curated record. The transcript has 13 exons.